Messenger RNA from Aspergillus fischeri NRRL 181, 1587 nucleotides. RefSeq names its product putative amino acid permease. Bases 1 to 1587 code for a protein of 528 amino acids. Gene Ontology annotation, molecular function: transmembrane transporter activity. The transcript has a single exon. Gene Ontology annotation, cellular component: membrane. The record is from RefSeq and is a predicted model, not a curated record. Gene Ontology annotation, biological process: transmembrane transport. Lineage: Eukaryota; Fungi; Ascomycota; Eurotiomycetes; Eurotiales; Aspergillaceae.
AUGGGUGUCGAAGCGGAUUACAAACUACCUGAUCCCUCCAGCAGUGCGCAUAGCAAGGAAGAUGUUGAUCCUGAGACCGGCAGCAUCCAGGAAGGCGAGGGACUCGACCGUCUAGGGUACAAGCAGGAGCUCCGUCGAAACCGCUCCGUUCUUACUUUACUCUUCCAGACCCUGGCCAUUGCUGCCAUUCCCUACGGAGAGGGGAGUCCUCUACUCAAUGCCAUCUACGGCGGGGGUCCUCUGUCGAUCUUCGUCGGCUGGAUCAUGGUCUGUGUUCUCGAUGAAUGUGUAGCGUUAUCCUUGGCCGAGCUCGCAUCUCGCUGGCCGACCUCUGCAGGCCCUUACUAUUGGUCGUUUCAGAUUUCAAGGAGCUCCAAGACGGUGCUGUCUUUCAUCAACGGUUGGAUCUGGCUGGUCGGCAACUGGACCAUCACGCUUUCCGUCAACUUUGGCUUCGCAUCGCUGGUCUCGGCCACCGUCUCGAUGUACCAUCCGGACUGGGCCGCUACGGACUGGCAGCUCCUGCUAAUCUUCUACGCCAUCUGCAUAGGCUCGUUCUUCAUCUGCACGUUUGGCAACCGCUACCUUCCCCAGGUCGACAUUGCGUGUGCCACCUUCACCGCACUCACCAUCCUCAUCAGCCUAAUUGCGUUGUCCGUCAAGGCCGACGCGGGCAGACACAGCGCGGCCUACGCUUUGGGCCACUACGAUCAGAGUCUCUCUGGAUGGGGUGGCUUCACCUUCUUCAUCGGACUUCUGCCCGCCGCCUACACGUUCUCUGCCAUCGGCAUGGUCUCCUCCAUGGCAGAGGAGUGUGCCCAUCCCGCAGUCCACGUGCCCCGGGCCAUCAGCCUUUGCGUCCCCGUCGGAGGUCUGGCGGGCGUCUUCUUCAUCCUCCCCAUCUGUUUCACUCUACCCCCGCUGGAAGACAUUCUUACGGCCCCCGCCGCCCAGGCCCUCCCCUACAUCUUCCACCGGGUCAUGGGCAGCCCCGGCGGCGGCCUCGCGCUGACCACCCUCGUCCUCGUCAUCACGCUUUUCUGCUCCAUCAGUAUCACCGUAGCCGCCUCGCGCUCCACCUGGGCGUUCGCCCGCGACGAUGCCAUUCCGCUCGCCAGCCUCUGGGCCCGCGUCGACCCCCGCCUCGGUGUCCCCGUCUGGUCCCUCCUCCUACUCACCGUCAUCCAGAUGCUUCUCGGUCUCAUCAACCUCGGCAGCUCGAGCGCCUUUACCGCCUUUGUCUCCGUCGGCGUCAUCGCCCUCGCCGUCGCCUACGCCAUCCCCAUCUUCCUCAGCCUCCGGCACGGCCGCACGGAUGUCUCCAAGGCCCUGUGGAACUGUGGACCCGUCGUCGGUCCAAUCGUCAACGUCGUCGCCCUGUGCUGGAUCGGCUUCGAACUAGUCCUGUUCAGCAUGCCUACCGUGCUGCCCGUUACGAGGGUCUCGAUGAAUUAUGCGUCCGUCGUGUUUGUGGGCUUCCUGGCCAUCGCGGCGGCCUGGUAUGCUGUAUAUGCACGGAAAUGUGAGUUUGCUGUCUGCCUCUCGUAUCUGUGGGAUGUUUGCUCAUUCGUUGUCCGCGCCCUGUAG